Caenorhabditis angaria is the source of this 1937-nucleotide messenger RNA. Lineage: Eukaryota; Metazoa; Nematoda; Chromadorea; Rhabditida; Rhabditidae. The record is from the annotation of a GenBank genome assembly.
AUGCCAAAUCCAACUAUAAUUGAUAUCAAAUACAACGUAAGUUUAUUUUUUUGGGAAAAAAAUAACAAAAUGGAUUUUCAGUCUGUGGCUCGUUGUCUUGCUCUUGGCCCAAACAACAAUAUGGCCGUUGCACUUUCGAAUUUGUAUAUUCCGAGUAUCGACAUCAAAGCUGGUAAAAUCGUCACAAAAUAUGAAACAUCAACUACUGUGGCUGGUCUUCAUUACGGCGAGGAUAAACCAAGUAAGUUUUUUUUCAAUCCAAACAAUUUUCUCAUUAUUUUAUCAAAAUUCAGAUGUCAUCUUUGCUUGUGAUGUGUCAUUUGGAAUGUAUCUAUUUGAUUUGCGCUCAUCAACAAAAAAUAAGAUGCGUAUGAAUCCAGAAGUUGAAAAUCACGUUGUCGGAUGCACUGCGCUCUCUAAAACAUAUUUUGCUGUUGCUAGUUCAACAUUUGGUGAAGGUAUUGCUGAUGUUCGUGCAUCGAGAAAGAAGGAGAAUUAUCCACAUGUUGUCACAUUAUUUGAUAUUCGAAAGUUCAAUGAACCGAUUACCACAUACAAGGUUUGUAUUUUUUUACCAGAAAAUUAAUAUUAUCAACGAUGAAAAAUGUGGCAGCUCGUAAAUAGAAAAUUAGCGCCGAUGAAAAAAAUAAUUCAAUGUUUCUGGGGCGUUGAAAGCGCUGCGUGAGAGCGUUGCGGUUGGAUGUCGAAUCAAAAGAACGGCAACGCAAGUGUUUUUAUUUUGAUCAAGAAAUAUUGAGUCGUUUUGAGAGAUUUAGACACAUGGGAGAGUAGAUCAAAAAUUUUCAUUGAUCAAUUCCAUUAAAAUUCAAAACAUUUUUGUUUUCCAACCGCAACGCUCUCACGCAGCGCUUUCAACGCCCCAGAAACAUUGAAUUAUUUUUUUCAUCGGCGCUAAUUUCCUAUUUACGAGCUGCCACAUUUUUCAUCGUUGAUAAUAAAAUAAGUGAAACAGAAUAAUUUUUCAGAAAAAGCACACUGACGCUAUUACUUGCAUGUCUUUCUACAAAAAUGGAACAGAUCUUUUGACUGGUGACAAAACUGGAGCUGUUCGAUCAUUCAAUUGUGAACGUCGUGAUGAAGAUAAUGCACUUCGUUGGGAAAGAUGGAUCAAAGGACCAGUUUCCAGUGUUGGUCUUAUCAAUAAGCGAAUUGCUUUUGCAGUUGGUGAUCAAUCUGAAUGCAAUGUUUUUAUUGAUUCGAAAAGUGAAUUGGAGGUUUUGUUUGGAAAUGUGACAUCUUCAGCGACUCAAGCAAGCAAGGGACCAUCACCGUGAGUUUUUUUUUUGAUACUUGAUAGCCUAUUAUCACUAGUCACAGUCACUAGAUGUUUUCAUUUUUCAGAGCAACAUUCGCAAAACCAAAACGAGUUUAUUCGAUGGUGAAAGGUGUCACUGAUGCGAUUCCACUUGUUGCUGCUUGGGCUGUUGAAGGGAAGAAUAAGCUCAACUUGACUGCAAUGACCCAGGAAGGGAAAAUCGAACCAGCUGAUAUGAUGCAUUUCAAAAGUCACGAUGCUCCAAUAACAAGUGUUGCUGUUGAUUCGACACGACUAGCAACCGGAUCAACAGAUGGAAAAAUAAUCAUAAUGGAUAUUGAUUUCAGGUUAGUAAUGUUAAAUUCAUUAAUUUUUUUUCAAAUAAAAUCUUAGAAUUAGUAGUUUGAAAAUGAUUUUUUCUAGAGAUCAUUCUGCAAAAGAUGAGAAAUCUCAAAAACCUGAAAAGUCAUCAAGGAAAAGAGAACACGACAAUGGUUCAUCCUCUUCAUCAAAGAAGCAUCAAGAUGAUUUGCCUUCUUCGAAAAAAGAAAUCAAAGGAUUCUUCAUCGUCAAAGAAAGAUUCGAAGGAUUCAUCAUCUUCAAAAAGCUGAUUGUGAAAGACCAAUCCUCUCAAGUGUCUAUAGAAUAUCCUACUUGUUAA